AAGUUUACGGUAAUUUGCCUGCCCGCCCCUGUGACAGGAAGCAUGUAAGGAGGUCUAACGUUUGUUGUUGUUGUUGUUGUCGUCUUUUUUCUUCAAAAACGUCGAAAUAUCAGAAACAAAAUGGACUCGAAGGAACCCUCUCUUUAUGCACAGGCAGGCCCCUCGGUGGACAUGACGCGGAGCCUAGAGGAAGAUUCUUUGGUGGAUGCACCUCUGAUCUCCGCUGACGCCCUCCACUCGGCCAUCAGGAGAGAGUUUCAGACUGUACCAACACACUGCCUCGCCGCCCUGCUGUCCCUGCUGCAUGUCGUGUACGUGGUGCUGUCAGUGUGUGUGGCAGUGCUGUGUGUGUUGAAGUUUGGCCAGGUUGAGGUGUGUGCGAGUGUUUUGGGUAACGUGCUGGGCAACAGUGUCAUUGUGUACGGGAAGGUGUGCCUGUGGGUUCUGGUGCUGGUGUUCACUCGGUGUGUGCAGCACCAUCACAGCAGAGCCAGGAGGAGAGGGUACCUGUGCUUCUACAGACAGACACAAGGACUGAAGGAGCUGCCACUCGCCGUUCACUCUGCAGGAAAUGUGUCGGUGUUGGUCGUUCUGGCUGCCAGAUUAUCAUCACCUGUGCAAACCUACCUUCUGCUCAGCAUCCUGGGGUUGGAGCUCCUGGUGGCAGUGCCAUGCCUUUUCUAUUACACAGUCAAGGUGGUGCGGUUCAACCGGGAGCGAGCUGCUCCAGACGUGAGCCAAGAGGAGCACUCACACACCUACAGUAUUACGAGUCUGCCGACUGAGACCGGCUUCAGAGAGGGCUCCUGUCUGGAAGAGGUGGUGGAGAAGCAAGCCGACCUGAUAGAGUACCUGAAACAGCACAACACGUUACUGAGCAAGAGGCUGCUCAACCUCACCGCUCAGCACUGACCCUCGGCCCGGCGUCCUCCACCCGGGCUGACACCCCCUCGCCGGAGAAGGCAUCGCUGUAGAGAAAGAGCCUUAUCGUGUUGGGUUUAAAAGACUUGAGUCGUGAGAAACUACUGGAUGAAAGACUAAAGUAAGCAAAUGCACCUGUACGCACAGACUGAGAUGGGAGUUGGGACAGAUAACGCACGAGGAGGUGAGCUGAGAGUGGAGGAGAGUUUAAGAGGAGGAGGAGGAGGAGCGGAGUCAUGGGUCACAGAUCAGAGGUGAGGGGUUUUUAUUGCUCUUUUAAGACCCCCAGUGACCCGUGUAUGCUACCGCUUGUGUUACUGUGAGAGACACAAGAGGGAUGAACAUUGUUUUAGAGAUCAUCUGCACUAAAGAGGAACUAAAGGAGCAGGAGAUACAGGGUCAAACGUGGUAUUAAAUGUGUGUAAGUGGUAUUGUUUUUUUUAUCUGUCUGAAUAUGUGUAAAUGCAUUAUGUGGUGACAGUUUCUUUUUUCCAUUUGUUAAAUCCGUUUGUGAGUUUGUGAUUGUAUUCCAAUAAAUCUUAAAUAUUCA
Molecule: messenger RNA, 1471 nt
Organism: Scophthalmus maximus (turbot)
Lineage: Eukaryota; Metazoa; Chordata; Actinopteri; Pleuronectiformes; Scophthalmidae
Gene: tmem192
Product: transmembrane protein 192
Exons: 6
Coding region: 121-912 (263 amino acids)
Cellular component (GO): late endosome; lysosomal membrane
Source: RefSeq, a predicted model, not a curated record